Messenger RNA from Bactrocera latifrons, 1281 nucleotides. RefSeq names its product protein AAR2 homolog. Lineage: Eukaryota; Metazoa; Arthropoda; Insecta; Diptera; Tephritidae. The coding region runs from base 71 to 1198 and encodes 375 amino acids. Gene Ontology annotation, biological process: spliceosomal tri-snRNP complex assembly. The transcript has a single exon. The record is from RefSeq and is a predicted model, not a curated record.
UACAUUUGUUUUCGCAAUAUAAAGAAAGAAUUGCUUGUGGUAGCAAAUAUUUAAAUAAAUAAAUAACGCCAUGAAUGUUGACGAAUCCGCAUUGGAAAUGGAUCCUGAACUGGCCAAGAAAUUAUUCGCUACCGGUGCAGUGUUGGUAAUAACAGGAGCGCCAGUUGGCACAGAAUUCGGCAUAGAUCUAUGCAACUACAAAAUUGGCGAAAAAUUUCGUGGCGUAAAAAUGAUACCGCCCGGUCCGCAUUACAUCUGGUGUGCAUCCUGCGGUCCAUAUGGUGAUGUUGCACCACGUGUGGGUUUUGUACAUUAUUUCAAAAGCGAAGAGGUGGUUGUGCGUGAGUGGAGCCAACGCGAUGAAGAAAUGCAAGAGAGUCAGUCUGAAGACAAAGAAUUAGAAAAGAAACGUAUACGCGAUAAUCUCAAGGAAUUCGACAGUUUUCUAGCCCCUUACGAUUAUCGAUUUUACAAUAAAUGGAAACUCUUAACAGACAAAGUGACCGAAGGCACAGUCGAACGUUGCAGACCAACAUUGGGUCCAAUACGUACAAAUGUAGAAUUACAAUCUUGUUCCGAUGAGGAUCGACCCAGAGGCACGUUACACACAAACAAUUUGCAACAACAAAGCACUAAAACAAUUGUAAACGAAAGUGAUUUGCUACCCAACUUAAAGCCAGUUGAAGGCACUGCGCCACGCUUCACUGAACUACCUGCGCGUGUGCCACAGAAUGCAACGCCUGCUGAAGUAUCGCGUCAUAGCAUUGAUUGUGUGCAUGCAAUUGAGACAUUGGUUGGCAUGUUUCAUAGUUCGGAAGCUUUGAUUGAGGAGGAGCAAUUGGCUUUUGUUUUUUAUCUUGUUGGUUGUUCGGUAGAGUCUCUGGCACAUUGGCGCAAUAUAUUGCAUUUGUUGGCACAUUCUGAGCAAGCAGUGCAAAAUUUUAAAAUACUUUAUAUGAAAUAUGCUGAAGCAUUGAUGCAACAAUUACCACACCUGCCCGAAGAACUUAUGGAACCAGGUGAAUAUAACUCAGUUUAUAAGGAUGUGCGUACGCUGCUAAUUAACCUAAAUUUGGGUGGUCUGGGCGUAAGUGCGGAUAAACUUAGUAGAAAAUUACAGAAAACCUUGCAAUGGCAUUUUGAGGGUUUGCUUGAUGAAGAUCCUGAGGACAUGCCGGUUAUAGUAGAAUUGACAUAGAUUUAUAGCUGCGCUAUAAAAGAUUGAUAUACUAUAUAUUUGCAUAGAUACAUAACGUAUAAAUAAAGUAAUAUAAAAUUCUA